Chaetomium fimeti is the source of this 1991-nucleotide messenger RNA. Its product is annotated as fungal-specific transcription factor domain-containing protein. Gene Ontology annotation, biological process: positive regulation of transcription by RNA polymerase II. Bases 159 to 1736 code for a protein of 525 amino acids. Gene Ontology annotation, molecular function: DNA-binding transcription factor activity; transcription cis-regulatory region binding. The record is from RefSeq and is a predicted model, not a curated record. The transcript is spliced from 4 exons. NCBI's taxonomy places the organism in Eukaryota, Fungi, Ascomycota, Sordariomycetes, Sordariales, Chaetomiaceae. Gene Ontology annotation, cellular component: nucleus.
GUCCUUUCGAUUCGGCUCAGUCCCCACCGAAUUUGGAGAAAUUACGUAUACCUCUCCCUACUACCACCUACCAACCUGGAACCCACGACCCAAGCCGUACGGCAGCACCUCGGGGUGGCCGGGUGCACUCGUUCACCGAGCCAGUGUUCCAUGGCGAAAUGGGAGAGAAUCCGAAGCGACAUUGUUGGGAAUGCCUUCGGCGCUGUGUUGUUUGCGACUCGACGAGACCAGCAUGCAACAGGUGCACGGCAGCCGGGGGUGUGUGCCCUGGAUACGGCGACGUCAAGCCAACGCGCUUGGUAUGGCUUGCGCCUGGGAAAGUGAAAUCUCGAGUUCGAAGACGAAAAGGGUCACCGGCUUUGUCCGCCGAACCGCCGAGCCAGCUCCCGGGUCAUCCAAGCCCGGCGCCACACGCUUACCCUAAUGGCGUCGUCUACGACUGCAUCCCGCGCUUCGGCGUGAAUACUGACGCUGAUGCCGUGGUUCACGCUGCAGAGUACUACAACGUCUGCAUCUACGAAGAUCUAAUCCCUAUCCGAGAACUCGGAGACAACCCCGCCAUAUAUCGGAUAUCGCCGUCCCUCAUUAGGGAGGCCGUUUCCCUCCCCGAUUACCUGCAACGCGGGAUGCUUUGCAUGGCCCUCAGCCAUCGGAUGAACCGCGCCUGGGGCGACUCGCGGGUCGACCACAGGGCCUUGGCGGAGAGGUUCUAUGUCCAUCGGGGCAAUGCCAUUCGCUCUCUGAGAGAGUUGCUGAACCAGGAGAGUCACCGCACAGGUGACGUUGUCAUUGCCGGGAUCGUGACCCUCCUACUGGUUGACCUUCAGCAGGGCGCUUCCCUAAACUGGCGGUCACACCUCGAGGGCGCCAUCAAGCUGAUCCAAUUACGUGGCGGGUUUGCCGCCUUGGCCAGCUCCAAAAUCUUGGAGCCGCAGCUCCUCCUCCUCUGCUUCAUGGCCGUUAUUGGUAACACCACCUGUCCCGCGUCCGAUCUCUCCAUGACCCCAGCACACCUCGCCGCGCUCGACGUCAUCCUACGGUCGUACGGCACCGGCCUCGCUCCCUUCCAGAUGUGCCCCCCACCGCUAUUCGGCGAGGUCAUCAGAAUCAACCACCUCCGGUGGCGGGCCACAAAUCACACCCACCACGCCGAACUGGCACAAGAAGCCUACGAAAUCCAGAGCCGCAUCCACGGCUUCUCCCCGGAGCACUGGGCCGACACCAAACCCUGCGCGCGGGAGGACUGGGCCCUGGUCGGCCGCAUCUACCACGCUGCCGUGGCUUUGUACUGGGCGUCCGCCCUACAGAGCCUGUCCGUGCUAGUCCCGACCCCGCCCCUGCGGGCCGAGUGUGCCGAGCGCGCCCGCCUAUUACACCAGCUGCUCGCGCGGGCGGCCACGUGCCCGCCCAUCAAACGGUACACGCUCUGGCCGCUGGUGGUGUUGGGUGUGCAGGCGGCCCAGACCCAUGCCCAUGCCCACGACGUCCACGGCGGCUGUGGGGUGCAGGAGAUGCGGGACUUCGUCGCGGCCCAGCUGCCCGUCCUCGCCCGCUACGGCGGCACGUACGCGCCGCUCAUGGCCAAGGUCGUGUUGGAGAGGUUCUGGGCGUCGGGGGAAACUCGGUGGGACGCGUGCUUUGACCGGCCUUAUGCGUUCGUCAUGCAGAUUGCGGUAGACACGAGUCGGAUCAUGAGCGCCGCUCCAGGUGAGGGUUCAGCCCCAGGCAGUCCUUAGACUACAUUACAUGUAGAGUAUUGUGUCUUUUUAGAGUGUGUUCACCUCAAUUGUUUUCAUAUGUAUCGGAAGCAGGGACCCAAUCAAUGGUCGAGAAUCAUCACAUCAACAUGAGAAGAAAUGUGACGGCCUCUGAGAUUCGAAUAUAGCCAGAAAUAAUACGACUAACUACCUGUGUACCUAGAUUCUACCGAUCUUGUCGUUGAGUGCCUAAGCACCUCUCCCAAAGCUCCGCUAAGCCUCCGCGUCAGGCGU